Molecule: messenger RNA, 880 nt
Organism: Esox lucius (northern pike)
Lineage: Eukaryota; Metazoa; Chordata; Actinopteri; Esociformes; Esocidae
Gene: knstrn
Product: kinetochore localized astrin (SPAG5) binding protein
Exons: 9
Coding region: 77-763 (228 amino acids)
Biological process (GO): regulation of attachment of spindle microtubules to kinetochore; spindle organization; mitotic sister chromatid segregation
Cellular component (GO): kinetochore; centriolar satellite; mitotic spindle
Source: RefSeq, a predicted model, not a curated record
AUGUAGCCUCAAUUUUCAAAUCUUCCAGCGCUUUCUCCAAAGUCCUUGUGUGUUCAUCAUUCAGUUAAAAAAACGUAUGAUGGCAUCGAAAAUUCCUAGAUGUGGACAGAGUGUGCGACCUGUUGCCGGUGGUGCAGAAAUGAAGAGAGUGGCCAAUAAAUAUGAAUUUAAAGAGGCUGCCAUACCAUCAGACUUCAAUUUUGUUCAAAAAACAGCUUGUUUUAAGCCUCAAAAUGAGAACCUACCAAGAACAAAUGUACCUAAUGUGCGUAAAGGUAUCUCUACUAGAUAUGGACAGCAACUGUCAGAACUAAAGGGCCGAAAUAAACAUUUAGAGGAUACCAAUGAGGAACUGCAGAAAAAACUUACGGAAACUCAGCAAAAAUGUGCCCUUCUGGAGCAACAACACAGUGAGCUUCAAGUAACCAACGUUGACAUCCAGAAGCAACUGAAGGACUGCCACGUUCUACUGGUUGCUGGAAAUAUUGAUCCAGUUUUGGGAGAAAGAAUUAGAGAAAUUAAACAAGAAAAUGAGGAUCAAAGAAGAGAAGUUGUGAAUAUAUCACAAGAUCUGUUAAGUGAACUGCAGACAUUUGGUGACAUGGCAACAGAACAAAGUGCACAACUAACAGAAGUUCAAAAGACUAUGAAGGAUCUCAUGGAGGCUCAGGGGCAUCUUGUGCAGGAAAGCAAUAAUUUUUCUUUCGACGUUGAAAAAAUGGAGAAGGCUCUAGAGGAAGCAGAGCAACUGUUAUUGGAGUAGUGUGUUUGUAUAUUUUAAUACUUGUUUUGACAUUUUUAAUAUUUCAAUAAACAUUAUAAUCAUUAAUAAUUUACAAAUGUUGUGACAAUCAAAUUUAAUUAAAUGCGUAUUCAGUAA